Messenger RNA from Miscanthus lutarioriparius, 969 nucleotides. NCBI's taxonomy places the organism in Eukaryota, Viridiplantae, Streptophyta, Magnoliopsida, Poales, Poaceae. The record is from the annotation of a GenBank genome assembly.
AUGUCAUUCUGUGGAGUAUCCUUCAAUUCGUUGGAGACAGCUGUCUGCCGCCAUCUACCUCUUCGUCCACACCCCUCCUUGUCGGCGGGUACCACCUGCUCGUGGUCAAUGGCUACUCACGCACAAAGCAGGACACCCCCAACGGCAAGUGCAUACGGUCAGACUACUUCAAGCUCGGAGGCCAUCGCUGGAUCAUCGAGUACUACCCUAAUGGCUAUGAACAGGAGAAUACCGACUACAUAUCCUUUUUAUCUCGUUCUCGACGAGCACAACAUCGUCGAGCCUGUCGUGGCGCAUGCAAGAGAGAGCUUCGAGAGAUCGAAGCAUCUCAGGAACGACAGUUUCACUAUCAGGUGUGACGUCUCCAUCACUAAGAAUGUCAACAUCGGGGAAGCAGGCGCCGCCGUGCGGUUUGUUAACGUGCCUCCUCCUGACAUUCAGCAUCACCUCGGUAGUCUCCUCCUGUCACAGGAGGGCACCGACGUGACAUUUCAGGUCGGCGACGAGAAGUUCAUUGCGCACCGGUGCUUGUUUGCGGCCCGCUCUGCCGUCUUCAAGGCCGAGCUCUUUGGCGCCAUGAAGGAGGGGACAACAGACACCGUCGUGCAUAUCGACGACAUGGACGCGAAGUCUGAAGAGGAGGAAGAAGAGUAUAUGUGGCAGGACCUGCUUGUGGCAGCGGAUAGAUAUGACGUCCCGAGGCUUCGACUGAUCUGCGAACGCAUGCUGUGCCCAUACAUCAACACGGAUACGGUGGCAACUAUGCUUGAGCUCGCUGACAAGCACCACUGCAAUGGACUGAAGGAUGCAUGCUUGGAUUUCCUCAACUCUCCGGCAAAUCUGCAGGAAGUAACGGCGGCUGGUGGCCUGAAUGAUCUGACUAUCAGCUGUCCUGCUGUCCUUAUAGAGCUUAUCGCCAAGCUUACGUCGUCGCUUAAGCUUGAUAAUAAAAUGAUAAUCCGCACCUAG